Molecule: messenger RNA, 3802 nt
Organism: Micropterus dolomieu (smallmouth bass)
Lineage: Eukaryota; Metazoa; Chordata; Actinopteri; Centrarchiformes; Centrarchidae
Product: oligophrenin-1-like
Exons: 24
Coding region: 503-2896 (797 amino acids)
Biological process (GO): signal transduction
Cellular component (GO): cytoplasm
Molecular function (GO): GTPase activator activity; protein binding
Source: RefSeq, a predicted model, not a curated record
AACAUGUGAUGUGCAUGGCAUCUUUGUUGGAAAAAAUAUAUAUUUACUAACACGUAUACAAAGAUUUAAUAGCGUGCUGCUGACUUACAAAUUAAAAUCGAUUUCAAACCAAGGUAAAGGACAGAAGGAGGUUUCAAGAAAUUGUGAAAUACUUCGGAAUGGGACGCGUCCAAAGGGAUUCUAGCCGCUCUUCUAGUCACGACAGGAAAAAGUGGGAAAGAGGACCAGGAUACUAGUAAAUUACCGUUUAACCCGCGCGUCAGACGAGGGGGAGAGGGAAGUGAAUCGAACCGUGCCUCUUCACUUUAGUGCACUUCAUAUCGGACCAUCCGCUGCUGCAGGCUCCCACGGACACCAUGGUUUCUGCUCCUCUCAACAGAUGAGAUUGUGGAGUCGCCUCAACUGAGCAGCAAUGAGCAGAGUGCGGUAGACGAGCGUAGGCUGUGUGUCUCACUUAAACAAAAUCACUGUUUCUAUUGUCUAAAACCCAGUAGGCUAGAAGAUGGGGCAUCCUCCUCUGGAGUUUAGUGACUGCUAUCUGGACAGUCCCGACUUCCGAGAGACUCUCAAGUGUUAUGAGCUAGAGCUGGAGAGGACGAACAAAUUUCUCAAAGACGUGAUAAAAGAUGGCAACAGUGUAAUCACUGCAAUCAGGGGCUAUUCUUUGGCGGUACAGAAAUUCUCCCAGACUCUCAGCAUGUUCCAGUUCGAUGUCAUCGGCGACUCCCUGACAGAUGAUGAGAUUAACAUCACUCAGUCGUUCCAGGAGUUUGCUGGACUCCUGCAGGAAGUAGAGCACGACAGGAUGAUGCUGGUUCAGAACGCCUCUGAUCUGCUCAUCAAGCCGUUGGAGAAGUUCCGAAAGGAGAAAAUAGGAGUAACAAAAGAAAAGAAAAAGAAGUUUGAGAAAGAGAGUGAAAAAUAUUACUCUCAGGUCGACAAACACCUGAAUCUUUCUGCCAAGAAGAAAGAAAGUCAACUUCAAGAGGCUGAUGACCUCCUAGACAAAGAGCGAGUGAACUUCUAUGAAUCGUCAGUGGAGUAUGUGUACCAGAUCCAUCAGGUGCAGGACAUGAAGAAGUUUGACGUGGUGGAGCCUGUGCUGGCGUUUCUUCACAGCAUUUUGACGCUCAACAACCUGACAGUGGAGAUGACUCAGGACUUCAUGCCUUACAAGCAAGAACUGCAGCUCAGCUUACAGAACACAAGAAACCACUAUGAGAGCACUCGGGAGGAGAUGGAGGAGCUGAUGAAGAGAAUGAAACACCCAUCCCAGAUCUGUAAAAUGCACAGCUUUUUGCCCAUGGAGGGUUAUCUGUACUGUCAGGAGAAGUGGGCUUUGGGCGUGUCAUGGGUCAAAUAUUAUUGCAAGUAUCACAAGGAGGGAAGACUGCUGGUCAUGACGCCUUGUGAACAGAAGACUACAACUAAACAGGGCCCUACGCAGCUGACACUGAAAUCCUGCAUCCGCCGGAAGACAGAGUCCAUAGACAAGCGCUUCUGCUUUGACGUGGAAACUAUUGAGAGAAACACACCAGUCACUUUCCAGGCUCUUUCGGAGGGAGACAGGAAGUUGUGGAUGGAGGCCAUGGAUGGAAAAGAGCCUAUCUAUCAUUCCCCAAUUCACAAGCAAGCUGAAAUGGAACUGAAUGAAGUUGGAUUCAAGUUUGUGCGGAAGUGCAUCAACUACAUUGAAACGAAAGGAGUCACACAAGAAGGAGUGUACAGAACAGUUGGCAGCAACAUCGAAGUCCAGAAGCUUUUAAAUGCCUUCUUUGACUCCACAAACCCAGGAGAUGUGGAUCUCCACAGCAGCGACAGGGAUAUUAAAACCAUCACAAGUGCAUUGAAGUUUUACCUGAGGAGUUUGUCUGAACCUCUGAUGACCUACAGCCUACACAGAGACCUAAUGUGUGCCGCAAAAUCAGAUAAUCUGGACUUUCGACUGAGUGAAAUUCAUUCGCUUACCUACAAAAUACCAGAGAAGAAUCGGGAGAUGCUGGAGAUGCUUAUUAAACACUUGGUCAAUGUGUGCAGUCACAGUGAAGAAAACCUAAUGACUCCUUCAAACAUGGCUGUUAUCUUUGGACCCACAUUGAUGAGAGCAAAGGAGGAGACAGUGGCGGCCAUGUUGGAUAUCAAGUUCCAAAAUAUUGUGGUUGAGAUUCUGAUUGAGGACUACAAAAAGAUCUUCAGUUAUAUGCCAGAGGACAGCACCGCCCCACCUGUUCCUCCUCCGCGGAUAACCCCGAGAAAGCGGCAACCCAUCACAAUCUCCAAGAGGCCACCUCGUGUUUAUCCAGCUCUUACUCACGACUUUCAGCACACUGAGAAUGGCCAAAACAACAGCUCUGUCUUAGAAGGGGAAGCCCCAACGAGCCCCGUUCCCCUGCAGCGGACAAAACCUGCGAGCUGUGCUCCACUCGUUCCAAGAGAUCCUACUCCGAGACAAGUAUUAAUACCCAGACCAGUUAACCAUCAGGACCGACGCUCAGACCCUGACACUGGCAAGAUAGUCGAUAUAAAGCAAAGGCUAGAGUCUUCUUCAGCGGCAAAUGGGGAGUCUGGAGUCUAUGUGAGCAGAGCCCUGUCCUUCCAGAGCAGAAGACCACCUGCUAAAGGCACAUCAGCCAACAGAGAAAGAGAUUCUGAUGGUCUGACCAGAACGAAGUCUACUGAGAAACAUGCCAUUUGUAGACCCCCGGGUAGGCCUCCUGAGCCCCCCUCCAGAUACCCUGCUCCACAAAAGGCCCAGAGUGCAGCUAGCAGCGAGGGCUUACCCCCAUCCUAUGUUGCUUCUAAAACUAAGUUUUUUGAGGAUGCCUCCAGACAAGUCGUCAGUCCAUCAGUCUCUCCGUCAUCACUAGCAGUUCCAAAUGUGAAAAAAGAGAACUAAAGUUAAAGAAGAUUCGGACCACAUCAUGUGACCUCUACAUGUGCUGUUUACUGCACAUCAAGCUGGAGGGAGUCAGCACUAAUGAACUUGGUGGAUUUUAUUAGAUAGACUGAAGAAAUGGCUCUCCAUACAACUGAAUGGUUGUAUAUGGUUCCACUUGAUUUUUAAUAGUAAGAAUGGUGUCGUAAGGCAUCCCAAUAGCAAAUUGACUUCAGUGAGCUUGCAAAUUGUCUCAGUGUUUGAUCAUCAUUCUAAAGGUCUGAAGGCAUAAUGGUACUUUUCCAAUUGGCAAUUUUGUCAAAUAAAUUUACAAUAUUUAGUCAUUUUACAGUGUUAAAAACUUUGAAUGGCCAAUUUUAUUUGAGGGAACUAACUGCUUUGACUGCUUUUAAAAGCUUACUUUGAUGUGUUCUUCUCUACACUCCUAAUACAUGUUUUAGCAUUGUCAAAAAUAUCUCCCAAAGAAGACUAAUUGAUUAAACUGGGAAUAAUCAAUUAAAUCAUAAUUCAUUUGAAAAUGUGGAAUAUUAGUCUUGAUAUUAACUUUUAGAUUUUAUAAAGUUGACCUUUCAAGGAACUGCAUGAAAUAUAUUUUAAGCUACAUCUAGGAAGUAAUUAUUUCUGUGAAGCUAUUUCCACUCAAAAAGAAUAUUUAGAUAAAAAGUUUCAUCAUGUAUGUCAUUUGAGACAAAAUGUGUCAUGCAACAUAUGUGACUUUACAAAAAAUGAUUGUUACAGUAUGUGAUAUUGAAACUCCAGUGUUUAGUUUUAUUUGUUUGUCCCUUAUGUUCAUUUUACACUUCUGUUUUUUUAUUUUUCGUUAACCGAACUUGAAAUUUCUGGUUGCUGUGUGGUUGGAUUUGUUUUCAAAAAGGAAAAAUAAACAUGUACAGUUCUAAACAAGUA